AUGAAAAUUUUGUUCAAACUUCUUAUAUGCGAGAUUCAUGAUGAAGAAUAUUACAAUAAAAUUUGGAUUUUAUCAUUUGAAUUGAUCAAUCACAAAUCAGGCGAAUCAAUACUUACAUCAUGCGGAUUUUCAGUUCUAUGCCUACUACUUGACAAUAAUUUUAAACAAAAUCUUUCAGAAGAAGAUUUAAAUUCAAUUUUAAUUUUUUCCAACGAAAAUGCAAAAAUCAUUGAACCAAUUUACAGAUUUAUUGCAAACUUCAAUGAUACAACCAUUAUUAAUGCUCUAUUCGAAAAAGGUUUGAUGUCAAAUAUUAUUUCGAUUUUACAACAAAAGAAAAUCGAAUCAUCAAUUGUUUUACGUUUUCUUAAGACCAUAGAUUACAUUCCAGCACCAAAUGAUAUCAUUUUCUCAGUUUCAAUUGAAUUAUUUAAUUCUCAGUUGAAUCCUGUUAAAAUUUCAGCUGUUAAUUAUGCAUCAUUCUUCCUACAGCAUACUCCUUCAUCAGAAAUCAUGUCUGCUAUUCCGAAACCACCUUUUCUCCUCUUAAGUUCAUUAAUUGACGAAAGUGACCUCGAAGUUUCGUUUUCUUCCAUAAAAAUCAUAGAAAGGAUACUUAAUAUUAUGAUAAAUGAAGGUAUUAAAGUACCUUCUAACAUAGUAGCAAACAAAAUUGUUUCUGCUCUCGAUGAAAUUUAUGGAUUGAAUCAGGAAAUUGACGAAAAAGCAGAUUUGAUAAUUCAAAUAUUACACCCAGAAAAUUAA
This is a messenger RNA of Trichomonas vaginalis G3, 765 nucleotides long. RefSeq lists its product as uncharacterized. The record is from RefSeq and is a predicted model, not a curated record. The transcript has a single exon. The coding region runs from base 1 to 765 and encodes 254 amino acids. Lineage: Eukaryota; Parabasalia; Trichomonadida; Trichomonadidae.